AUGUUCCUACCCCCACAAGAACGCCUGGCUGCAUUAAAGAGGAGGGAGGCGGAGCUGGAGGCGGCUAAGGUCACUGAGACCAGUGAGAGACCACGGAAGGAGAGGAAGGCUCGGAAGCCGUCUGAGAAGGGGAAGGGUAAAGCCAAAGAGACAGCCAACACGACGGAGGACGCGGAAGAGGAGGAGAGGAAGCUGGUGACACAGGAGAGGGAGGCGGAGGUGUCACCGGAGGCGACUGAGGAAACGGUGAUAGAGGAGGAAGGGGGACUCUUAGGGGAAACGAUGGGGAAGAGUCCGCCUCCGGAGAAGAAGACUGUCCCACUGGCCCCGAUAUUCGCGCCCAAGAGCGAACGCUUGCGGAUGGCAGCUGAGAAGAAGCUUGCAGAGGAGAAGGGCGCUGUAGAGGAGACCAGGGGUGGUCGGAAGAGGCGUGUCUCGCGGGUCGGCCUGCAACAGGGCAGCCAUCGUUUGAGCAACGACCCUGUUGGCCAGGUGGCCCGAGCUAAGCCAAAGGCUCGGAAUAAGCCUCGACGAUCACCCGAGUCGGAAUCGGAGUAUUCUACCUCUGAGGCCGAGUCGGUGUUGCCUCCUCCUCCUCCGCCCAAGGUGGUCUUGACUGAGUACAGUGCGGCUCCAUUGAAGGUCGCGGGCUCAUCGAAGUCUACAGGACCUGUAUUCGGCAUCUUUUCUGGACGCAGCAGUGGUAGGCGCGAUGCUCAGAAUCUUGUCUAA
Perkinsus marinus ATCC 50983 is the source of this 732-nucleotide messenger RNA. RefSeq lists its product as hypothetical. Lineage: Eukaryota; Perkinsozoa; Perkinsida; Perkinsidae. The record is from RefSeq and is a predicted model, not a curated record. The coding region runs from base 1 to 732 and encodes 243 amino acids. The transcript has 4 exons.